Molecule: messenger RNA, 399 nt
Organism: Blastocystis hominis
Lineage: Eukaryota; Bigyra; Opalinata; Blastocystidae
Exons: 1
Coding region: 1-399 (132 amino acids)
Biological process (GO): cardiolipin biosynthetic process
Cellular component (GO): mitochondrion
Molecular function (GO): CDP-diacylglycerol-glycerol-3-phosphate 3-phosphatidyltransferase activity
Source: RefSeq, a predicted model, not a curated record
AUGGAGAAAGGUUUGCUUUCUGUUUCUGUGCAAGUAAUCAUCAGACAUAAUGUCUAUCUCUACACGCCGGUGCUUUCCGAGAACCUGGUCACGCAGUUCCUUCCGCCUCGAUGGAACGAAAUUCUCAGCGUGUACCACAUCAAGAGCUACAUCUUCGAUAACAACAUGAUCAUCAGCGGCGCGAAUCUUUCGAACGAUUAUUUCACAACUCGCAUUGAUCGCUAUGUUCUCUUCGAAAACUGCCCCGAUCUAAUUAAUUACUACGAAAAGUUUUCCCUCUCUUUUUUCCUUUUAAAUCCCAGUUUUUUUGCCAUUUUAUCGGAAUACUGUUCCACGAUCUCUGCAGAAUCUGGCCGAGUGAGUCGUUAUAGUGUGUUUUCUGGUUAUUUCGCGAUGUAG